GCCGACGAUGUCGAAGGCGGAUGAGGAGAGGCUGCUGGAGGCAGAGGAGGCCGACUUUGAGACUUCCAAGGGAGUCAAGGUCAUCAACACCUUCGAUGGUCUGAAGCUCAAGGACGACCUCCUUAGAGGCAUCUAUGCAUAUGGCUUUGAAAAGCCUUCGGCUAUUCAGCAACGUGCAAUUGUGCCCAUGUCUCAGGGCCGCGAUGUGAUUGCCCAGUCUCAAUCUGGUACCGGAAAGACUGCUAUGUUGUCUAUCGCAGCCCUGCAGCUUGUCGACACAACUCUGCGUGAAAUUCAAGUUUUGAUCAUGAAUCCGACGAGAGAGCUCGCCACGCAAACCCAAAAGGUUAUUCUGGCGAUAGGAGAUUACAUGCAGAUCCAGGCGCACGCUUGCAUUGGUGGAAAGAGUGUUGGAGAGGAUAUUAGAAAGCUGGACUACGGCGUACACAUUGUUUCCGGAACACCCGGUCGUGUGUUUGACAUGAUUAGACGUCGAAAUCUCAGAACAAGGAACAUCAAGACUCUGGUGCUUGACGAAGCAGAUGAGAUGUUGAAUCAAGGAUUCAAAGAGCAAAUCUACGAUGUGUAUCGAUAUCUACCUCCUCAGAUUCAGUUCAUGACGGACCCGGUCCGCAUCCUGGUGAAGCGCGAUGAGUUGACUCUGGAGGGAAUCAAACAAUUCUUCGUCGCCGUCGAACGUGAAGAGUGGAAGUUCGACACCUUGUGCGACCUUUACGACACGCUCACCAUCACUCAAGCUGUCAUUUUCUGUAACACGAAGAGGAAAGUGGACUGGUUGACCGACAAGAUGAGAGAGGCCAACUUCACCGUCUCAUCCAUGCACGGAGACAUGCCGCAGAACGAUCGUGACGCUAUCAUGGGCGAAUUCCGUGGGGGCUCCUCAAGAGUUCUCAUCACCACCGACGUGUGGGCUCGUGGGUUGGAUGUUUCUCAGGUUUCGCUAGUCAUCAACUAUGACCUUCCCAACAAUCGUGAGCUGUACAUUCAUCGCAUCGGUCGCUCUGGCCGCUACGGAAGGAAGGGUGUGGCCAUCAACUUCGUCAAGGCUGACGACAUCCGCAUUCUUCGUGAUAUUGAGCAGUAUUAUUCGACGCAGAUUGAUGAAAUGCCAAUGAACCUCGCUGACCUUGUAUAAGAGAAGAUUUUUCGCUGCCUCGCUCGAGCCUUUGCAGGCCUGUGGAUAAACUUGAAGCAUUCGAAGUAAAUUAUUAGAGUUUGUGA
Molecule: messenger RNA, 1242 nt
Organism: Guillardia theta CCMP2712
Lineage: Eukaryota; Cryptophyceae; Pyrenomonadales; Geminigeraceae
Exons: 21
Coding region: 8-1156 (382 amino acids)
Cellular component (GO): catalytic step 2 spliceosome; nucleolus
Molecular function (GO): ATP binding; RNA helicase activity; mRNA binding
Source: RefSeq, a predicted model, not a curated record